Messenger RNA from Cetraspora pellucida, 660 nucleotides. The record is from the annotation of a GenBank genome assembly. Lineage: Eukaryota; Fungi; Glomeromycota; Glomeromycetes; Diversisporales; Gigasporaceae.
AUGUUUAGGAAGACUUAUGUUAUUCCAACAUAUAACAAAGCUCUAGUAGCUAAGGAUCUGCCAAAAGAGGAGCAGAAGUGUAAAGAGCUUGAAAAACAACUUAUAAAAACUAAAGAGUGGCUUGAUAUGACUCUAAAUGCAGUAAAACUUGAAAACCAGUUUGCUUGUGCAAAUCAAGAUCGAGAAAACCUUACAUCUCAGAUUAUUCAAUCACAGAUUUCCUGUAAGUUAGCAUUAGUCCAAAAAGAUGCAUUUUUGAUUCAAGAAAAUUCAUCAAAAAAAGAUUCUAAGAUUAUGUCUCUUAAAGCUGAACUAGAGCAUAUAAAGAGUAAAUUGGCUUCAAAGAUUAAUAAGCUUAAAUUAUUAAAAUCAGAUAUUACAUCAGCAGAGUUAGCAUGGCCAAGAUUUGCAAUUAUUAGAGAUAUGAAUGAAGCUAAUAAGCAUAUUACAUCUUGUUGUCAAACUCAUCCUGCUAGUCCUACAUGGCUCUUCAAAAUAAUAGUUAGCAAAAGAAGCAGAUCAGGUAAGACUAAUUUAGUUGCAAAUCUUGUUUUAAGUAAUAAAGGUAAAUGCAUAUAUAAAGAGAAAAAAAGUGGAAGAAGAUAUAUUUCUUGUGAUGAUUUAAUUGUAUGUAAAUAUCAUCCUAAUGUGGCAAAAUAG